CAGAAUGCCCAAUACUUCUGGUGGGACCUGCACCUCAUUUGCUAAGUAAUUAUGAUAUUAAUCCCUCAAUCACCUAGAUGCAAAGAUAAUAUAGCGUUACCUAAAUUCUCUUUUCUGGACUGAUUACUUUAGUAAUUUAAAAAUGGCACGCAGAGUAUACGGACACCGAAGGCAUAUAUUUUUAUUAUUAGAAUAAUGGUGGAAUGAUCACUGGGCCCCGCACGCUAUAGCCCACGAUCCAUCAUGCGCCGGGUGGCGCUUGAGCUCGGUGGGGCCCAUGGGGCACGCCGCUCCGCCCCGACACAGCGACCCACCGCCUCCCUAUAAAACCAAGCCCAGACCUUCCCGUCCGAGGAAGAGAAGAGAGCGCGAGCGAGGUUUGAGAAGAAGAGUGGUUUCGGAUCGGAUCGCAAUGACGCCGAGCGCGAUAACUACGACGGAGGAGGAGGAGGUGACUUCCGCCGCGGCGGCGGCGACGGAGUCGGCAGCGGCAGAGAUGGAGCCCCUGAUCCCCAGGCUACCGGACGAGGUGGCAGAGCAGUGCCUCCUCCACCUCCCCUUCCCCUACCAGGCCCUCGCACGAUCGGUGUCCUCCGCCUGGAAUCGGGCUCUCUCGAGCUCGGCUUUCCUCCGUGCGAAGUCGGAGCUCUCCGCCGCCCACGCACUUCCCUAUCUCUUCGUCUUCGCCUUCCAUCCGAUCUCCCUCCGGCUCCAGUGGCAGGCCCUGGACCCCCGGACCCGCCGCUGGUUCGUCCUUCCCCGGAUGCCCGUCCCCGCCGGCGCCGCCGCGCCGCUCUGCCCCCCGGCCUUCGCCUGCGCCGCCCUCCCCCACCGCGGCGAGAUCUACGUCCUCGGCGGGAUGCGGUCGGACACCGAGACCCCGCUCCGGACCCUAGUCGCCUACCGCGCCGCCACGAAUUCGUGGUCCACCGGGGCGCCGAUGCCGACCCCGCGGUCCUUCUUCGCGGCGGGGGCGAUCGGGGGCCGGAUCAUCGCGGCCGGAGGCGGCGACGGAGGGAUCUCGGCGGUGGAGUGCUACGACCCGGCGGCGGAUCGGUGGGCGCCGGCGGCGGUGAUGCCGUGUGGGAUGGCGCGGUACGACGCGGCGGUGGUGGGGCGGCGGAUGUACGUGACGGAGGGGUGGAGGUGGCCCUUCUACGCGUCGCCGAAGGCGGGGGUCUACGACGCGGAUCGGGACGCGUGGGAGGAGAUGAGCGAGGGGAUGCGGGAGGGGUGGACGGGGGCGAGCGCCGUCGUCGGGGGCCGCCUCCUCGUGGUCACCGACUACGGGGACGGGCGGGUGAAGGCGUACGACGCCGGGAGCGACGCGUGGCGGAGGGUAGAGGGGGGCGGGGUCCCACCGGAGCUGAAGCGUCCGUACGCCGUGAGCGGGGCGGAGGGGGAGAUCUAUGUGGUGGGGAGCGGGCUGGAGGUCGGGGUGGGGACGGUGGCGGCGGUGGAGGGGGAGGGGGAAAAGGAGAGGCUGAGGGUGGAGUGGAGGGUGGUGAAGGGGCCGCCGGCGUUUGCAGAUCUGGUGCCUUGUUACUCCCAAGUUCUCUACGCUUAGAUCUCUAAAAGAGCUUUUGGGGUUUAGAAAGGGUUUCUAGGUUUCAUAGAAGUGGAGUUUCUAAAAGGAGAAGUUUGUGUACCCUUUCUCCUCCAUUUCCACUCUUUAUUUAAUAAAUAAUAUAUGCUUGUGUGGCUGUUAAUUUUCUUAUACAAUUACGGUGGAUGAGAAAGAGAGAGUUCUUUAAUUUUAAAACGAGAACAAGUAAAGCAAAGGCUUGUGAGCUGUGAGCCGUGAGCUUAUCUAUUUGGUGGUGGGUGAUGGACUGGCGGCGGCGCAUGUGAAGAUGACGGUGGGAUUGUGGAAGAAGAUAGGGAUCUUGAAGUUGGUAGGAAAUUGAGCACACUUUGUUUUUCUUUUUAGAUUUAUAUUAAGAGUUCAAACAUAUACUAAGAGAUGUUGGGAAUUUGGAAGGGUGGAUCAGGCGCUGCUAAUGGCACCUCAAGCCUGAUGGUAUAUGUUGUAAAAGUGGAUAUAAGUCUCCUCGUUUGCUGUUUUCUAAGUUCCUAUAGAGUUCAAGAUCGCUUGAAUUGCCCGGAGAGAAUUUGCCUCUCA
Phoenix dactylifera (date palm) is the source of this 2122-nucleotide messenger RNA. NCBI's taxonomy places the organism in Eukaryota, Viridiplantae, Streptophyta, Magnoliopsida, Arecales, Arecaceae. The record is from RefSeq and is a predicted model, not a curated record.